Messenger RNA from Chrysemys picta bellii (western painted turtle), 1127 nucleotides. Lineage: Eukaryota; Metazoa; Chordata; Testudines; Emydidae. The record is from RefSeq and is a predicted model, not a curated record.
GACCCCCCCACCCCACUGGACAUGGUGAACAGCGGUCUGGUGCGCGCCAAGGACUCCGUCACCAGCCUCAAGGAGCGGGCGUCCCGGGUCAACCGGCGGGUGCAAAGCCUCCAGAGUGAGUGCUCAAUGCUGUGUGACAACCUGGAGCGCCGGCGGAGGGAGGCCGAGGACCUGGAGGAGUACUGCACCCAGCUCCAGGAGAGCUGCCAUAAGGUCAGCCAGUCGGUGGAAGACGCCGAGAUCAAGACCAACGCGCUCAAGAAAAGCUCCGUCCUGCUGGAGGAGAAGCUGCGGACACUGCAGCAGCAGGCGCAGGGCGGGGAGCUCAGCGGGCAGGAGCUGGAGCAGCGCGCAGCCCCCGAGAUCUCCAAGCCCAGCCGGGACGCAGCGGGGGGCAGCCCCACAGACCUCAUUGGCAGCCCACAGGGGGUGCAGGGCAGGGAGCCGUGCUCUGCGCCGGAGGAAUCCAGGCAGGGGGCCGUGCUGCGGAUGAUCGAGCGGCUGGGGGCCCAGUGGGAACAGGGGCACCAGGAGCUGCAGGGCCGGCUGGAUGAAGCCUUCAGCACGGCGAACCGCACGGCCCAGGCCCUGAGCCAGCUCCGCACCGACCUCGAGGGGCUGCGGCAGGUCAAGCCGCUGCUGGAGGACGUGGCCCAUCAGCUGGGGAGCCUCAGGGCCCUGGAGCUGCCUGACCGGCCCCCCACCAGCUGUGCCAGCCAGGGCUGCGUCAGCGCCCAGAGCCUGGGGCAGAUGGUGGAGCUCGCGGUGACGCCCCUGCUGGAGGAGCUGCGGCACUGCGGCCUCCCCCCGGCCCCCUGCCCCGCCUGCCAGCGCCUGCAGAAAAAGAUCCGGGAGCUGGAGCAGGCCGCGCUGGAGACCCACGCCCGAGCCGAGACCCUGAGCUCCAACCUGCGCCUGGCCCAGGACGAAGCCCUGAGAGCCAAGACCUACGUGGAGCGGGUCCGGAUAAGCCCCCAGGAGAAGCCGCCUGGCCUAGACCCCCUCCACGCCCGGCUCAGCUCCCUGCAGGCCCAGUUGUCCCAGGACGGCGGGCCCCAGCCUCCGGGGCCACCCCAGCUGCGCUGACUCCCACCGCAGCCACCAAUAAAGUGCCGGGCCUGCGUCUC